Mustela lutreola (European mink) is the source of this 5864-nucleotide messenger RNA. It is a transcript of the gene SLC13A5, whose product is annotated as solute carrier family 13 member 5. The transcript is spliced from 12 exons. Bases 85 to 1800 code for a protein of 571 amino acids. Gene Ontology annotation, biological process: monoatomic anion transmembrane transport; citrate transport. The record is from RefSeq and is a predicted model, not a curated record. NCBI's taxonomy places the organism in Eukaryota, Metazoa, Chordata, Mammalia, Carnivora, Mustelidae. Gene Ontology annotation, molecular function: sodium:dicarboxylate symporter activity; succinate transmembrane transporter activity; citrate transmembrane transporter activity. Gene Ontology annotation, cellular component: membrane.
ACUGCGGCCCCUUCUUAAGCGCGCGGAGCCUCUCCCGGAGCCUCUCCCCUCACUCGCCGCUCCCAACGAUCUCCCUCCCGCGCUAUGGCCUCCGUGCUGAGCUAUGUUUCCAAGUUCAAGUCCUUCCUGAUCUUGUUCCUCACCCCGAUACUGCUGCUGCCACUCGUCAUUCUGAUGCCCGCCAAGUUUGUCAGGUGUGCCUACGUCAUCAUCCUCAUGGCUGUCUACUGGUGCACCGAGGUCAUCCCUCUGGCAGUCACCUCCCUCAUGCCUGCCUUCCUCUUUCCGCUCUUGAAGAUUCUGGACUCCAAGCAGGUGUGUGUCCAGUACAUGAAGGACACAAACAUGCUGUUCCUGGGUGGCCUCAUCAUAGCGGUGGCUGUGGAGCGCUGGAACCUGCACAAAAGGAUAGCCCUGCGGACACUCCUCUGGGUGGGGACCAAGCCUGCACAGCUGAUGCUGGGCUUCAUGGGCGUCACAGCCUUUCUGUCCAUGUGGAUCAGCAACACGGCCGCCACAGCCAUGAUGGUGCCCAUCGUGGAGGCCAUGCUGCAGCAGAUGGAGGCCACCACCGCCGCCGCCGAGGCCGCCCUGGGAGCCCUGGAGCUGGCAGACAAGGGCAAGGCGGGCACGCUGCCAGGGAGUCAAGUGACCUUCGAAGGCCCCCCCGAGGGCCGGCAGGCUAACGGCGACAGGAGGAGCUUGUGCAAGGCCAUGACUCUGUGCGUGUGCUACGCGGCCAGCAUCGGGGGCACUGCCACGCUGACGGGCACGGGACCCAACAUGGUGCUUCUAGGCCAGAUGCACGAGCUGUUCCCCGCCAGCAAAGACCUGGUGAACUUCGCCUCUUGGUUCGGGUUUGCCUUCCCCAACAUGCUGUUGAUGCUGCUGCUGGCCUGGCUGUGGAUCCAGUGCAUGUACAUGAGGCUGAGUUUCAAGAAGUCCUGGGGCUGUGGGCUGGAGAGCAGGAGCCAUGAGAAGGCCGCUUCCGAGGUGCUGCGGGAAGAGUACAGGAAGCUGGGGCCCUUCUCCUUCGCCGAGGCCAACGUCCUGCUCUGCUUCGUCCUGCUGGUCGGCCUGUGGUUCUCCCGGGACCCCGGCUUCAUGCCCGGCUGGAUGUCGCUGGCCUGGGAGGAGGGCAAGACGAAGUAUGUGUCUGACGCCACCGCGGCCACUUUCGUGGCCACCUUGCUGUUUGUCAUGCCUUCGCAGAAGCCCCAGUUCAGCUUCCGCGGCCAGACCGAGGAGGAAAGGAAAGCUCCGUUUUACCCCCCUGCGCUGCUGACCUGGAAGGUGAUCCAGGAGAAAGUGCCCUGGGGCAUCGUGUUGUUGCUGGGGGGCGGCUUUGCCCUGGCCAAAGGAUGUGAGGCCUCGGGGCUGUCUGAGUGGAUGGGGAAGCAGAUGGAGCCCUUGCGCUCUGUGCCCCCCGCAGCCGUCACCUUGAUCCUGUCCCUGCUUGUCGCUGUGUUCACUGAGUGCACAAGCAACGUGGCCACCACCACCCUGUUCCUGCCCAUCUUUGCCUCCAUGUCCCGUACCAUCGGCCUCAACCCGCUCUACGUCAUGCUGCCCUGCACACUGAGCGCAUCCUUUGCCUUCAUGCUGCCUGUGGCCACCCCGCCCAACGCCAUCGUGUUUGCCUACGGACACCUCAAGGUUUCGGACAUGGUGAAAACGGGACUCAUGAUGAAUGUAAUUGGAGUCCUCUGCGUGUUUCUGGCGGUGAACACCUGGGGACGGGUCAUUUUUGACUUGGAUCAUUUCCCUGACUGGGCUAAUGUGACCAACAUUGAGACCUAGGGACAGACGCACGGCACGGCCUGGCCCACCGCCCCGCCCCGCCCUCCUGAGGACCCCCCCGCACCUUCCAGCACAUCUUGCAGCAGAGCCCUGGGGCUCCCUCCCCAGAGUGACCCGGCGACGCCCACACCCCCACGGAGACCGCGCCAAGGGUCGGUUCCUCCUCCAGGCCCAGGUUCAGAGCUGGGGAGGGGCAGCUGCUGGGAGGAAGGGGAGGGAUUCGCCGGAGACUCGGGGGGCGUCUGUGUUUCCCUGAGGACCUGCCAUCACUUCUGGGGCAGGUGGGCUCCCGAGGAGCUAGGACGCAGGCUGUCAGCUGGCCCCAAGCUGGGCUCUGGUGUCCACUCGCGCGGUCCAGGGUCCUCAAGGGGAAGAUCAGAUCCCAGCUUGGGAAGCGAGAGGUGGGCCACCUGUAGCUGGCCUUGUGCUGCCUCCGGGCGGCUCUCCUGCUCCUGGAAAGGAUGAUCCCAGCCAGGGACACAAUGUCUGGAAUUCCAGAGCCUCCUGGAGUCGUGGGGACACGGUGCCACCACCGAAGGACGAGGAAUUUGGACUGAGAACUUCUGGCCGCUGCCCACAGCACGUGGCUGGCUGACCUGCUUCCCUCCUCCCUCGGUCCCUCUCAGUGGACGUCUGGGCCCCUUCGCUGUCCUUCCUGCACACCCUUUGUCGUCUGGGCCAACGGACGCCCAGACCCCCUGGCUGGGGUCCUCCAGUGCAUCUGUUCCUCCCAAGGGCUCAGCCUCUCCGGCCACCCCACACAGCUGGGGUCACACUCCAAGUCUGGGCGGCAAUGGCUCCUUUGGGGCCACCAGUGGGUAUCUGGGUCCUCUCUCACCUGCUGGCUCAGAGUGGACGCCGCUGAUCCCUGUGGGGAGCAGGGGCCCAUCGGAGCAUGUUUGGGCAGAGCACGGGCGUCCCUUGGCUGACUGGCCUCAGCAGCCAGGCCCGGUGACAGCAGAGCUCACAGAGAACAAGCUGUGCCAGUGGCCCUGAGCAGACAGCACCUGCAGUGGCCAGGGCAAAGCUUGCCGAGUGGCCACGGGGACCCCCAACCGUGACAUGACACACGCCCACCCCCACCUGUCAACCUCCUUUCCUUUGUGGAGGAGAAGCAGGCACGAGAGCACAUUAGGCUCCUUGAUGGCGUUGGUCAGGGCCGGGGAAGUUGGGGAGUCAGGAACUCAAGGAAACACUCUCGAGGACCCGGGACGUCUCUGGCUCCCGGGGUGGGUCGUUCCCCACGGCCCCAUGUGUCUUCCCCCAGGAGGGCCACCAGCUCUGGCUUUCCGCGGGGGCAGGUGCCUGGGCGAACCCUGGCUCACCGCUCACUCCUGUCCCUGGCGCCCCCGCUGGCUUUCUCCCUGGGUCCUUGCAGCGGCCCCCUGAGAUGGGCCUGCGUCGUCCUCCGAGGACACGGAGGCUCCGAGGGGCCGAAUCACACGUCCAGAGUUGCACACGGAGUGAGCGGCUGCACAGCUCUAACCAGACCUUCCACCCUCCCGUCCGCUGCUCCUCAGCCUGCCCGCUCCGGGAACAGUGGCGCACAAGCUGCUUCCUGAGGUGGGCUUGGGACUGCCGGGGGCGUCCAGCUGGAGAGAGCGCGGCGGUGGCUACCCGUCCCCUCCAAGGCCAGCCGGCCGGCCCACUCCUGCUGUUCACGGUGGAGAGUGCCCUGAGGACCUGCGCUGGCUGCCGGUCCAGCACUGGGACGUUGGCUGACCUGGGACGUGGGGCUUCCCCGGCCGGCAGCGAGCUGGCUGGGGGCUUCUGUGGAGGAGACCCUCAGGCUGAGGACUGACCACAGGCUGUUGACGCACAACUUCUGACGCCAGAGCCGCUCUGACCUUCGGGGACGGUCGGGACGGUGGCGGUGACGGCCGCCUGAGCCACGCGGGCGUUCAGCGUCGCCGGGACAGGGAGUCGGAGGGACACGGCCGCUGGGGCCACUGGGCUCCUUCGCACUCCAUGCCUUCAUGGCCACAUGCCGGCCUCGUGCCACACAUGCGUGGGCACCGCAUGCAGGAGGAAGGGGCAUGACGGGGCCCGUGGCAUCUUCCUUUUUUGUCGGGACAGCACCUUCUCAGGAGGCUGGCAGUUGGCCCUCCGUGUGUCACCGGCCCCACGCGGGCGUGGACAAAGGGUAAACCGAGCAUGGAGCACAGUCCAUGUAUCACAAGACUGGUCAGGACUCGUCUCCUGGGCUCAGGGAAUGGGCCUGUGUUUCCUUAAAUUGGUAAUUUCCACCCACCACAAAAUCCGGGUUCUGGCAGGAGAACAGUGGGGGUGCUGUUGGGUUGGGGAUGAACAGGGUCUGGCAUUCUGGCCCUUUCAAGGGCUGCCCUCACUCCAGGCCCAUCUCUGGGCUUCAGUUUCCAACAGGAAGGGGCCUCUGUCUGGGGCUACUGCAACCUGGGGAGGGCUUGGCCUGGAGUGCUGUACUGGGGCCACCCCCCACCCCGGUCUCUGCCGUUUGCUGGAAGUCCUCUCAGACCUCUUACCCAUCAACAUUUUGCCUCUUACGUUUUGUGAAGAGGUUCUGCCCCAUACCCCGCGUCCUCUCUUCCUGGCGCCCGGAUCAGACUCUGGGCCCGAGGUUCGCCGAGCACAGUCCUGACCAGGACCGUGAUCUGACCUGGGACGCCUUGCAAAGGUCCUCAUCUGGGACCCCGGAACUGGGGUGUUUCCCUGUCCCGCGGAUCCGAGACCUUCCUUGGGGGAAGGAGGGGUCCCUCCUCCCACCACCCCUCACACGCUGUCGCCACAAACAGACGGUGAGAUGGCUGCUCUGGGUCCCAAGCGGGGAAGGAGCUCAGUGGUACUGCCAGUCCUCAGAACAGCCACGGCCACGUCCUUGCUCAUAGAAACAGACCAAGUGUGGGACCGUCUGGUUUAAAGCUGCACUAGGUGGUCCUCUUCUUGGCUCCGACCUGUCUUCUACAGUCUCCUUCCUUCUGGUCCCACAGCCUCUUAAAAGCUGUGUCUCCCAACCCACCAGGGAAGCUCCUUUUCAAAAUGAAAAUAAAUGGAUUCCUCCAAGGUCGUCAUCCACACACAUUCGCUGUCAGGGGCUGAAGCCCUGGCCCUCGGGGGUUCGGCUCUCUCUCCCUCGAUGUCCAGAUUCAGGAGGCAGGCUCUUGCUUCCCUCGUCUGAGGGUCUGAAUGCCCCGUCCCCCCUCAGAGUCGCAGGCUGCCCCUGGCUGGCUGCUGCCCCUGGCUGGCCGCUGUCCCGCACGGAGCACGGCCUGCUUCCAGCUCUCGGGCGUCAAGAAGUCCCAGAAUUCCGUCUCAGAAUGCUGUUAUCCAACCGGGAAAGCUGGGCUAGUGUUUGUCUUUAAAAAGUUAACAUCAAACCCAUCCAAGAAAGCCCCCCAGUGCAAAACAGGGUUGAGAGGGGCCCCUCCCGCACAGACCUCGAGGCCUCCAGCCGCCCCCAUCUGGGAGGGAGUUUGCUGACAGCGUUGUCCGCAUCCUCCCAGAAACGUCCGGAUCCACAAGCUUCUGCUUCUCCGUCUCCCCGGGAGCCUUCGCACAUGGCGUCUCUCCUCGUUUCCACCCUUCCCCUUAAUUUAUUUGGAGAUCAUUCCAUUUCAGGACAUAUUAAUCGUGACUGGUUUAUCUUUUCAUCCGAUAGUUGAUCUUGUUUUAAAUCGAUGUAACAUGAAUUUUGGGGACUUGCUCGGAUCUUGAGCAGAACGUUCAGUGUUUCAGGCACCUGUAUGCACCUUGUAAGCGACAACCACCACCACCUCCCCCCAGUCCCUUCUCCCUCCCCUUCCAGAACCCCACCCCUCCCCCCAGGCCACCCCUAUUCCCGGAUGCCUGUCACCACAGGCUCCAUUUGCUCCCUGAACUUCCUAUAGAUGGAACCGUAAUGUACAUCCUGGCUCAUGUCGGAUGUAUUUGCUGCGCAAAAUGUUCCCGAUAAUCAUUCCUUUGUGAUUGUUGCCGAGGGCCGCUCUGUGGUGUGAAUCAGCCGCAGUGUGUCCACUGUCCUCGGGUGGACUUUUGGGGUGUUCCAGCUUGGGGCUACCGUGAAUAAAGCUGUUAAACUCUCUGCACAA